UGAUUACGUUGCAGUCGCGUAUGUGGCGGUGCCAAAGAACUUCGUCCUCACGAACAUGAAGGGGCAUAUAUCUUUCUCUUCCUCACCCUUCCACUAUCUAUGUUCAGCAACUCCACAAUACGCUCGUUAAUCAAUAAUACAAUAGUAUGUACAAACUCUACACCUAGCACGUCCUGCUACUAUCCUGUUGGCGACGAAGACGAAGACAUCUCACCCUACACCGCGGACCCUGGCUCAAUUCUCGUGAAUGUAGUCUUACAGGCGUUCCUAAUUGGCGUCAUAAUGACGCAGUCUGGGCGGUAUAUGUAUGACUACAAGGACGAUACAUGGAAGCAGAGAGCGUUUGUUGCAUUUCUGAAUAUUCUGACACUACUUCAAACCAUUCUGGAAAUUGUAAGGGCGUGGAUUGUUUUUAUCGAUGGCGAGGCCUGGCUCAAGCACCCUUUGUUAUUCUUUAUGAUAAGUCUUAUCAACGGCUUCAUAAUCAUUUCGUGUGAAAGCUUCUUCGUUCGACGAUGCUGGAAGAUGACCGAUCGCUCUCCUUGGGUGGUUGACUGGCUCGUGGGGUAUCACCUCUAUGAGAUGUCACUAAGUCUAAGCAUCGCCUUCACAUGUUGUAUCAUCGGCUGCCUAGUUAUCGAUACGACUGUAGCAGGAAUAAUGACUAUGCAACUAUUGCAAUCGAAAAUAGGCGUGCCUGCAGCAGACGGCGUUGUCCAGACGGUGAUCUACGUUGCUUGGGAAUCUGCCAUUCUUCCCCAACUUUCGAUGCUUGCAGCCGUUAUCAUAUUCCACUCACAUGCAAGAAGCUUCAUAUCACGAGAAGCCAACCGUCUGAAUAUCCUGCAUCUGUUCGUCAAUACUGCUGGAAAACUCUAUGUGUAUAUGCUGCUUUGGACUUUGAACUACCGGGACGAGCUUCGAGUCAGGAUGAAGUCUCAUGAUCUUGGGCGCGUUUCGUUAAGCAAUUGGCAGUGGGACCAAUCUGGGAGUUCAGAGGAUCCUGCGACGACUCUUGACCGACCUAUGUCUUACGCAAGUAGCGUGCCUAGUAGUCGACUGCCCGAAUCAAUUGCACCCGAUGAAGUGAUUGAAGCAUCCGGAAGGACGAUUACACGAGAGGCUUAUAUGAGUACUCCGAAUUUGGAUAGUCAUGAGAGAGGAUUUACAAUGCCGACGAUGCGGUCGCUUUCGAGGAUGACAGAUUAAGAGGGUUAGAUCUUCUGGUACAUUCUACGAAUACUAUAUAUUGGCU
Molecule: messenger RNA, 1255 nt
Organism: Desarmillaria tabescens
Lineage: Eukaryota; Fungi; Basidiomycota; Agaricomycetes; Agaricales; Physalacriaceae
Exons: 10
Coding region: 100-1209 (369 amino acids)
Source: RefSeq, a predicted model, not a curated record